CUGAUCUCUGCUCUGCUGUGCUGGCUGGUUAGUUUUCCGGUUUUAGGUUAUUGGUUCUUUAUAAUAAACUGUCGACAGUUUAUCAAAUGAAUAAUGACUUCUCCUGCAGAAAAUGAACUAGACGUUAGUCAAGAAAAUAAAGGCGAAGAAGAUGAUUUUGUCGAUCCAUGGAAUGUUAAUUCGAAGGCGGACACUGGGAUUGAUUAUGACAAACUUAUAGUGCGCUUUGGCAGUUCAAAAAUCGAUGAAGAACUACUUUCCCGCUGGAGUAAAGUUAUUAAAGCUCCCCUCCACCAUUUAUUGAGGCGGCAAGUGUUCUUCUCUCAUCGGGAUAUGCACACUAUUCUAAAGUAUGUCGAAGAAGGGAAAUCAUUCUACUUAUACACGGGCCGUGGACCUUCGUCCGAAGCUAUGCAUGUUGGACACUUGAUACCGUUCAUAUUUACAAAAUGGAUACAAGACACGUUCGACGUUCCUCUGGUCAUUCAGUUGACAGACGAUGAAAAGUUUCUGUGGAAAGAUCUGAAGUUGGAGACAGCAAAGAAGUUAGCUUACGAGAAUGCCAAAGAUAUCAUUGCUUGUGGAUUCGAUGUCAACAAGACAUUCAUAUUCUCAGACUUCAAUUUUAUUGGUGACGAGGCUCAUUUCCACGACCCCUACUUCCGAAUGACAAGAGAUGUCGCUCCAAGACUGGGCUACCACAAGCCGGCUCUCCUUCAUUCAACGUUCAUUCCAGCAUUACAAGGUGCCAAAACAAAAAUGUCGGCCAGCGACGAAAAUACUGCUAUUUUCCUCACUGACACACCCAAGCAAAUCAAAAACAAGGUGAACAAACACGCGUUCUCGGGCGGCCGAAGCACCGUUGAGGAGCACCGAGAAAUGGGCGGAGAUUGCUCCAUCGACAUAGCCUACCAGUACUUGAGGUUUUUUAUGGAAGAUGAUCAACAGCUUGAAAAAAUCAAAAAGGACUAUGAAAGUGGUGCUCUACUGACUGGAGAACUGAAGAAAAUUCUAAUCGAAACCCUACAACCAAUCAUAGCUGAGCAUCAGAAGAGAAGGGCUGAGGUAACUGAUGAUGUUGUAAAGCAAUUCAUGACUCCUAGAAAACUCAAUUUUAUAAUAAAAUCCGAUAAAUGAUUGCUCUAACAUUA
Messenger RNA from Nilaparvata lugens (brown planthopper), 1151 nucleotides. RefSeq names its product tryptophan--tRNA ligase, cytoplasmic (gene TrpRS). NCBI's taxonomy places the organism in Eukaryota, Metazoa, Arthropoda, Insecta, Hemiptera, Delphacidae. The record is from RefSeq and is a predicted model, not a curated record. Gene Ontology annotation, biological process: tryptophanyl-tRNA aminoacylation. Gene Ontology annotation, molecular function: tryptophan-tRNA ligase activity; ATP binding. Gene Ontology annotation, cellular component: cytoplasm. The transcript has 7 exons. The coding region runs from base 94 to 1137 and encodes 347 amino acids.